UUGAGCAGUGUAUAUUCUUUAAAGCAGACAUUUAAUAUCCCUUUGACCAUGGUGAAGUUAUUCAUUACACUUUGGUGUAUCAGGGGCAGAUAGCGUCAAAGUAGUGGAAUGUGGUAGUGGGUUUUUAAUGAAUGUAGGGUUAGUUGGGUGUUUAUUUUUAUAUAUAUUUAUUGUUUGUCUUUUUUUCCCCAAUUUAUUUUAUUUCACAAAGUAUAAUGGAUUUAUAUUAUAGUCCAGUUGGGGGAGGUAAUGCAACAUACUGGAUGCCAACCGCCGUUAAACUCCAAAGAAGAAGAAGUAAACAGGAAUCAAGAACACGUUAGCGUUUUUAUUUAUACAACAAUGGAACUCGAAAUAUGACUCUUAACUGUUCAGCAUAACAUACUUAUCCCAUGUAGUCAUUAAUUCGAUUUGGAGAUAGCAUCUAUCAGUCAAGUCCUAUCUAGGUAACGUUCAUGUUAGCCUGCUGCUAACAAUGGCUAACUCGAACUGUGUGGUUUUUCACACUCAAAUAGCCUCCAUCAUGGAGGUUCUAGCGAAUGCAGCCGUGGCAGAAAUAUGUAAAGUCGUAGACGACGAUUAUGAAGUGUUUCGUCUGGAAAUAACUCAAAGCCAGAAAGAAAACAGGGCAUUGAGGAGGAAACUACAGCUACUGGAAAUGAAGGUGUCACGGGAACGCGUCCUCGCCAGCCCGAGAAGUGUCAAGAUACUCGACGGAUACAGAGUAACGGCAAGAGGUGAAGGACAUCUCACUGGAGGCCACAGGAGCUUUGUGAAGCCAGCGGGACACAAUACAUGGAGAGAUGACCAACCAAUCACUGUUGAUGAGGGGAGUGGAACCUCAACCGAGCACAUUAUUGUGAUAGAGGCUGCAGAUAUAGAGGCUGCAGGUCCUGGGGUCAAGCAGGAGAGGUCUGUAGGAGAGGAGGACCUCCAGACUGCAGCACCGCCUGAAGCCACGGAGGACCUCACUGCUGCCGCACCGCAGCCCAGGACCCGACGCAGCAUCACGGAGGUCAGUGGAACGCCGAACGCCGUCCUCAAGUCCGAGACAGACACUGAGACUUUAACUGUAACACACAGCCUCUUACACACAGGAUCUGACGACAGAUCAGACCCAGAGAGACUUUGUCUGAGGAGACUGGGCUGUCCUCCUGCUCCUGGCUCAGAGUAUUUACCGGUAUUUCACCAGAGGACUGUUCAUUCCCGUGGUGAUGGUGACUCGUUAGACACUGGAGGCAAUGAUCCGUCUUGUUCUUACGCUACAGAGAUAGACCCUGGCAACAUGCCAUUGAGUUUAGAGAGACAGACUGAUCUGUCUAGAGGGGACUGGAACCGGUACAGUAGUGGUCUAUACACUGAAGGGUGCCUAGAUAAGAAAGGAGAGUGUCUGGUUGUAAAUGAGGUCACUGUGAAAGUGGAGGGCGACGCUCCUCUGACAUGGAAUGUAGAGACUCACUUAGGAGGACACUCUCAGGGCAGCACCAGUGACUUCUUAGACUACAGUGAAAGCUUAGAGACAAAUCUAAAUGUCCCAACCCACUCCUCUUUACCCGCGUUCAGAGAUCGUGACCCAGUGUCCACGUCAAUGGGGCCUUCCGAGUCACAUGGCCGCGUCCUUUUCGAUCAGGUAUUGAACUCAAACGACAGGGCUACAGCCCAGACUCAGGGAGGGGGAGCCACAUCAGGAUAUAGUAAAGAGAAACGGUUCCUCUGCAUGUUUUGUAACAAAGGAUUCAGCUGCUCCCAGAAUGUGGAGAUCCACCAGAGGGUCCACACAGGGGUGAAACCCUUCAGCUGUACCCAGUGUCACAUGUGCUUCACCCAGGCUGGCACCCUGAAGAGGCAUCAGAGAGUCCACACAGGGGAGAAACCCUUCAGCUGUACCCAGUGUCACAUGCGCUUCACCCAGGCUGGUCACCUGAAGAGGCACCAGAGGGUCCACACGGGAGAGAAACCGUUCGCCUGUACACACUGCAGGAAGAGGUUCUCAGAGAGGAGAUGCCUCAGGAUACACCAGCAGAAAAACCACUCCACUCUAUAACAAAGUAACCAUUCCACUCGAUAGCUUCUGAGGCUUAGAUGAAACCCUGCAUUAAAGAUGCAGAUGCAAAAAGUAAACAGCGGGUCAAUUUCCAUAACAACUAAGAGCGUUGAAGUGCAAGGCCCAGACAUUGUAGGAUAUAUAAGCCUAAAAAGUAAAUUACGUAUAGGGUUUGUACUGUAUAGGCCAGUGUUUACCAACUCCAGUCAAGUCUCCCAAAAGUACACAUUUUUGUUGUAGGCCCGGACAAACACACCUCAUUGUCCAGUGCUACAAUAAAAAUGGGUUCUGUUGGGGGACUUGAGGACUUGAGUUGGGAAACACCGUUGUAGGAUAUGAUGUUCAUAAAUGCCUAUUUUAUUACUUCCAUUCAACUACUAUAUUCUUUCCCCCCCCCAAGAUAUUUUUAAUGAGAAAAUGCAGUUUUUCAGUUGAGACGUGUGGUUUUCAUAUGGUGUGUUUAAAACUUGUUUAUGUUUAAUAAACACAAAAUGGGACUUUUCAUCCUAAGACUUUCAUUGAGACUCUCUUUAAUAUACAUCACAUCUAAUAUCACUCUAUUCUGCAUAUUCUGAUAGCGCUUUAUAACCAUUAUACACUUACUAAAUAUACCUACACACAAACACCUACUGUACAUGUCAAAAUAGUCAGGUUUGUCUGACUUAUCAUAGGGGACUUAUUUUUACCCACAACAUAUUUAUAUGUAUGUCCACCAUGAUGGGUUUAACAACAGUGAAAUCAUUCUGUAACUACAGUAUAGGACUCAAAUGUAGUGGGGAUGGGUAAACACUCCAUGUUGAAAGUGUUUUCAUUACCUGUGUUUACGUACCUGAGGGAGUGUAUGUCUGU
This is a messenger RNA of Oncorhynchus mykiss (rainbow trout), 2893 nucleotides long. The record is from RefSeq and is a predicted model, not a curated record. NCBI's taxonomy places the organism in Eukaryota, Metazoa, Chordata, Actinopteri, Salmoniformes, Salmonidae.